AUGGCUCCCUCCCAUAACCAUCAAGGGUCAUGGGACUCUCUUUCCUCUGCCUUCGCCCAUCUCGAUGUCUCAUUCUCGCAAGACAGCUGCUACGGCUCAGACGAAGUUUCGGUCUCAUCGAACAAUACAGCCCCACUGCAAUCCAGUGUCUCUACGUGCAUCGCGACUCGCGAGGAACCAUCCUUACACCCGUUUUUGAAAUCCAUCCUGAAGAAACCGACCACCGUCUUGGAUGAAGAAGAAGAAGAUACCGAAUCUGAAUCUGGCUAUGGCUCAGAUGACAUUGGACUGGACUACGAUGCCCUAUCCGAUGACGAGGACGAUGAAGACGACAUGUCUGACUUUUCUGUCUGGGACGACGAAGCACCAGAUGAUGUCCUCGAAACUCGCGGGGACCAUACCGAUUCAUUCGACGACUCCUUCAUCGGCUUUGAACCCGCCGUCCGAUUUGACCCCAAAAUCCAAUAUAUCGAUACUUCAGACGCUAAGCCGACAGAGGAUGAAUCGGAAUCUAACUCUGAGAUGACUGCGCAUGAGAUGAUGCUUCUUGCUCAAAAGUCUGGCUCGUUGCAAGGCUCCUGGCAGUCUGAUGCCGAUGAUGCAUCUGACGAUGAGUGCGACCUCAAUUGCGAGGCAUUCUUCCGCUCAAACGCACCUCAACUUGAGGACUUCACCCGUGACGCAGUGGAUGUCGACCAGCGCCUCUUUAUCGCGUACAUGAACGGGAUUCAUGGUAUCGCCGACUCGAAUUAUAAGACAUACCUCCGUGUCCAGGCAGACAAUAUCAGACUUGGCCACGAAACUGAGUCCAUGCAUCCUGAUGAUCCCCCUUGUAUGUAUCUCGACUUGGUCCUUAACCACGUCAUCGGUGUCUUCCGGAACCUUCUUGCUGCGGAUGAACUGGAUGACCUGAUUGCACUCCGCAAAGAAGAUUCAACGAUUGAACCCCUGGAGCCAAGCAAAGAAAACGCUACCAGUCCUGACACAAAUACACACCUAGCUCUGCUUGACAAGAUCGAAAAAUUUCUUCUCAACCGGUUGACAAAUGGUUGCGUGGAUGUUCUUCCUGAUGAAAUGAGUUUCUUUGCUGGUGGAAUCGCACAUGCACUUGGGACUGAUGACUUGCCUGCUAUCGCCUGA
Messenger RNA from Penicillium angulare, 1140 nucleotides. RefSeq lists its product as uncharacterized. NCBI's taxonomy places the organism in Eukaryota, Fungi, Ascomycota, Eurotiomycetes, Eurotiales, Aspergillaceae. The record is from RefSeq and is a predicted model, not a curated record. The transcript has a single exon. The coding region runs from base 1 to 1140 and encodes 379 amino acids.